AUGCUUGCCGCUCUUCUUCUCUUUCUCCUUUCUCUUGUCAUCGUCGCCAACCUUUCUCCAAGUCCGGUCUACGACAGCUCCAUAGGGGGCGCUCGUGACUUCGAUACCGAGCCUGAUGAAGGAGGUGACGAAUCACAGGGGCUGGACUUGUUCGAUGCCGUCAAGGUCGCGGUCGCUGUCGUAUGCGUCGUCAUUAUAUUCGUGACUGGGUUCCUUCUGUGGAAGUGUGGGUGGAGAAGUAUGGCGAGGGCAGUGUGUGGCCUUUCAUCUGGUAUGUCGGAUGCCUCUUCACUCGAGGACCAGGCCCUUACAAAAGUCUACUCCACAGGGCUGUUCCGUUAUUUGACAGGAAUGUUGAGGCUUGUGCUGGCCGCCCGUCGAGAAUAUCGCUCCAACAUUGUUGGUGCGCUCGACUGUCUGUGUGAUUACCUCGACGCUAUGGAACCCGUUGGAGUCGUCGUACAAUCCUCGAGCAUCACACAAUCCGUUGAGCAAGCACUGCCCUUUGACAUCUCGUUCGGAGGGCCUGGGCACAAUGCUGGAGAAGAUCGUCCACAGGCUCACACACCCUUCAUUGAGGUCGCAAGUAUCAUCGAACUGUUCUUGUAUCGUUUCAUGUGCGAGGCUCCACCGCAACUGAUGGCGUCAAAUUCACACCAUUAA
Messenger RNA from Stereum hirsutum FP-91666 SS1, 663 nucleotides. RefSeq lists its product as uncharacterized. The record is from RefSeq and is a predicted model, not a curated record. NCBI's taxonomy places the organism in Eukaryota, Fungi, Basidiomycota, Agaricomycetes, Russulales, Stereaceae. Bases 1 to 663 code for a protein of 220 amino acids. The transcript has 5 exons.